AUAACAGCUAUAAUAAUCAACUAUUGAUACAGCGCGUUACAUUUUAUAUGGAUACAUUGGCUGGAUCAUAUGGACAUCAAUAUAAAUCGCAAAGUACACAAUUGCUUGGUACGUUACUCUUUGUGUUGUACAUACACAAUGCACACAUAUAUGCAUGUGUAUGAAUGCACACGUCUACAUACAUGGAUGUCUAGGAGUGCACAUGAGCAGUCCCACAGUGAGUUAAAAGGAAUAUUGCACUAUUACUGGUCAUAAUUAGUUGUCUUCCUUUGGAUGACCGGCUCACAUUAUGAUGUCUGAGAUGUGUGCAUGAAUUUAGUUCCAAAGAAUGUGUGGAUCAACAUAAACAUGAAUCAGGAAGUAUACACUUUUGAUGUGUGGAUCAUUAUCUGAUUAUCAUUAAUUGGUAGGUGAACAUCGAUGUAGAGCACAGAGUAUACCUAGUUCAAACUUCUCAUGACCAAUUAAUGAUAAUCAUUAUCUGAUUUAACUGUUAGGUAAUUAAACUCAUGAAACCAGGUACAAAAGGUGAGUAGCAACACAUACGCGAUAAUAAAAUUGUACAUAUGGUACAUGAUGGUUCAACUGAAAAAGAAAAGUUUUAUUACUAAACCUAUGCAAUUUGAUAUUAUAGGACAUGUUUUUAGCUGGGACAGACACAACAUAUACAGUAAUUGAAUGGGUGAUGGCAGAGCUCAUCAAGAAUCCAGAUGUAAUGAAGAGAGUACAAGAAGAGGUUCGAGGAAUUACUUUAUGUAGAGGAGAGAUCACAGAGGAAAGCAUUGAUAGAAUGAAGUACUUGAAAGCAGUAAUUAAAGAAACUCUACGGCUGCACCCUCCUGGUCCUUUGUUACUUCCUCGAGAAACAAUGGAAGAAGUUGAACUACAAGGUUAUCAUAUUCCGGCUGGAACUAGAGUCAUUGUCAAUGCUUGGGCAAUUGGAAGGGAUCCAAGAUCAUGGGAUAAGCCUGAAGAAUUUUAUCCUGAAAGAUUUAUCAAUUGCGACAUUGAUUUUAAAGGACAAGACUUUAAGCUUAUACCCUUUGGUGCUGGAAGAAGAGGUUGUCCUGGAAUUGAAUUUGCUAUGGCUACAAUUGAAAUCACUCUUGCUCGUCUCUUGGGUCACUUUGAUUGGGAAUCGGCUGAUGAAAUGCAAGGAGAAGUUCUAGAUAUGAGUGAGUCACCUGGACUUACUGCUCACAAGAGAUCCAGUCUUGUUCUUGUUGCUAAAUUGCCAAUCACUUAGCUUAAUACAAGUAACUUUAAUGUCUUAAAUUAUCAUCCUUCACUCUUGUAGUCCUAUUGACAUAUGUAAUAAGAAGUGGAUAUAUAUCUUCCUCAAACAGUUGUACUCUUGGAUA
Messenger RNA from Asparagus officinalis (garden asparagus), 1361 nucleotides. RefSeq names its product cytochrome P450 71A1-like. The coding region runs from base 638 to 1246 and encodes 202 amino acids. The transcript has a single exon. The record is from RefSeq and is a predicted model, not a curated record. Lineage: Eukaryota; Viridiplantae; Streptophyta; Magnoliopsida; Asparagales; Asparagaceae. Gene Ontology annotation, molecular function: heme binding; oxidoreductase activity, acting on paired donors, with incorporation or reduction of molecular oxygen; iron ion binding.